AUGAGCUCACUACUCAACAUCCAGCGUGAGAUCAUUCUGAAUACGAUCCGUUCUACUGCAGGCGACGAGUGGAAAGUCCUGGUGGUGGACGAAGCUAGUCGAAAAUUGAUCGACAAUGCAGUCAAGGAAGAUGAUAUCCUCAAUCUCAAUGUCACCAACAUCGAACAGAUCGAGAACCGCCGGCAGUCCAACCAACCGAUAGCUGCCCUCUAUAUUCUCUCCGCCCUUCCACAUAUUGUUGACUGUGUCCUAGCAGACUUCGAGCGACGGAGAUACAAGAAGUCUUAUUUGGUGUGGACGUCAUUUCUCGACCCAGCUUUGCGAUCUCGCAUUGAUCGACUGCCGAUGGCGAGGGAGCAAAUUGCAGGCUUCCAGACCAUUAGCAUUGACUACUAUCCAAGGGAAUCGCGCGUUGUUACAUUCAGGGAUCCAUGGAGUUUCCCGAUCCUGUUUCACCCCGGCUGCAACCAUCUGAUUCGCGAGCACCUGGCUACACUGGCGCAUAAGGCCGUGUCUCUCUGCGCGACAUUGGGAGAAUAUCCCAUCAUCAGGUACUAUAGGCCUAGAACCCCUUCUCAUGAGGCCAGUGUCUUGUGUUCGCAUCUCGCCCGCUUUAUCCAAGACGAGUUGGAUCAGUUUGCGCAAUUCAAUCGAGAUUUUCCGCCUCCGUCUCCGAGGCCGCGUGGUGUGCUGCUGAUUGUAGACCGAUCUAUGGACCUGUUUGCGCCAUUGAUCCACGAAUUUACGUACCAGUCCAUGGUCCACGAUUUGCUGCCCAUUAAGGAAGGGGACAAAGUCACAUAUAAAACCAUUAUCAACAAGGGCGCUUUCAACGAGGAAACCAAAGAAAUGGAGAUCAACGACCAAGAUAGAGUCUGGGUUGAGUACAGACAUAUGCAUAUGAAAGACGUGUUGGAGAAACUCGGUGAAGACUUUGCCAAAUUCCGAGCUGCUAAUCCUCAGUUUGCGGAAGGUAACAAGGCUUCUCUGGGCGUGAUCAAGGAUAUGCUGGCUGGUCUCCGGGAAUUUCAGGAAGGUCGCGACGCAUAUACCCUUCAUCUCAACAUGGCGGAAGAGUGCAUGAAGGUCUUCCAAGACCAUAAACUCAUCGAAGUCAGCUCGGUGGAGCAAAGUCUUGCGACCGGCUUAGACGAGAACUACAAGAAGGCAAAGGGGCUGGCCGCUCAGAUCGUGCAGCUACUCGAUGAUGACGCUAUAACCUCUACAGACAGACUGAGGCUCCUGCUUCUCUACAUUAUAUAUAGGCACGGAUUACUCCCAGGGGAUAUCCGAAAACUCAUGGCCCAUGGACAGCUGCCUCCUCAGGAUGGGCAAGUUAUUUCGAACCUGGACCUGCUCGGCACCAGAGUCGACAAGCCAUUAAAGGAUGAUAAACCACCCGUCCAACCACUGUUUACCAGAAAACCUCCUGUGCUGUCCGAUUCAGAUGAAGUGAGUCUGUCUCGGUACGAACUCAACGUCAAGUUGAUGCUCGAGGAUCUCAUUCGCGGAACGCUGGACGCCAACACAUUUCCGCUCACGCGCCCACAGACUGACGCAGGUGGUGCGGCUUCACAACAGGACGCAAUGGCGCAGGCUUCACUCCGAAGUGCCAAACCCACCUGGGCUCGAACACGCACAACAGGAGAGCAACCACGACAGCGGAUAAUCGUGUUCAUGUGUGGAGGUGCUACCUACGGCGAAGCAAGGGCUUGCUAUGAGAUUUCUGAAGCACACCGAAAAGACGUCUUCCUCGCGACAUCCCACAUGAUCACUCCCAGCCUAUUCUUGCGGCAAGUCAGCGAUUUGAGCGCAGAUAAGCGCCAGCUCGAUAUCCCCGCUGAAAGACCCAAGCCCACCGCACCGGCGCACUUAUUCGAGCGAGAUCCCCCACCGCAGCCUGCCCCCCAAAAGGCUCCAGCUCCUACACCCUCUCCCGCCCCGCCUACAGCUGCUAUGGGAGCAAUGUCCCUCGGAUCGAACGCCCAGAAGCCAUCGAGCUCCGGUUCGAAACCCCCUAAAGAAGGAAAGGAAAAGAAGCGCCGCCAUUUCUUCCGAUAG
Aspergillus calidoustus is the source of this 2061-nucleotide messenger RNA. NCBI's taxonomy places the organism in Eukaryota, Fungi, Ascomycota, Eurotiomycetes, Eurotiales, Aspergillaceae. The record is from the annotation of a GenBank genome assembly.